AUGAGCGGAGCUGCGGGCUGCCAGAGGCGGGGCGGCGGCGACCGGGGGCCCCGCUGGAGGAGGCCGUGGAAGCUCCUGGCCCUUGGCCUGCUCUCCGCCUCCUCCGUGCUGGCGGCCGCUCCGGGCGCCGGGGCCAUGAGCAAGGAGGAGAAGCGCCGGUUGGGAAACCAAGUGCUUGAAAUGUUUGAUCAUGCAUAUAGCAAUUAUAUGGAGCAUGCAUAUCCAGCUGAUGAACUCAUGCCUUUAACUUGUCGUGGACGAGUACGGGGUCAGGAACCAAGUCGAGGGGAUGUGGAUGAUGCCUUGGGAAAAUUUUCACUGACCUUGAUUGAUACCUUGGACACUCUUGUGGUGUUAAAUAAAACCAAAGAGUUUGAAGAGGCUGUAAAAAAAGUAAUAAAGGAUGUUAAUUUAGAUAACGACAUAGUUGUGUCUGUCUUUGAAACCAACAUAAGAGUCCUUGGGGGUCUCCUAGGUGGGCAUUCAGUGGCAAUUAUGCUGAAAGAAAAAGGUGAAUACAUGCAGUGGUACAAUGGUGAACUUCUGCACAUGGCAAAGGAACUAGGCUACAAGCUUUUACCUGCUUUUAACACCACUAGUGGUCUCCCUUAUCCAAGAGUUAACUUAAAAUUUGGUGUAAGACAUCCAGAAGCACGAACAGGAACAGAAACUGAUACCUGUACAGCUUGUGCAGGUACCUUGAUCCUUGAGUUUGCAGCGUUAAGCCGAUUCACAGGAACAUCUAUAUUUGAGGAAUAUGCACGGAAAGCGCUUGAUUUUAUUUGGGAAAAGAGACAGCGCAGCAGCAAUUUAGUGGGCGUUACUAUUAAUAUUCAUACUGGAGACUGGGUCCGCAAAGAUAGUGGAGUUGGAGCAGGAAUUGAUUCAUAUUAUGAAUAUUUAUUAAAAGCCUAUGUCUUGCUGGGAGAUGACAGUUUCCUGGAAAGAUUUAAUACGCACUACGAUGCCAUAAUGAGAUACAUUAGCCAACCACCUCUUCUUCUUGAUGUUCAUAUUCAUAAACCAAUGCUAAAUGCUAGGACCUGGAUGGACUCUUUGCUAGCUUUCUUCCCUGGGUUGCAGGUGUUGAAGGGCGAUAUUAGACCUGCUAUUGAAACUCAUGAGAUGCUGUAUCAGGUUAUAAAAAAGCAUAACUUUCUUCCGGAGGCGUUCACAACAGACUUCAGAGUUCACUGGGCUCAGCAUCCUCUAAGGCCUGAAUUUGCCGAAAGCACUUACUUCUUGUAUAAGGCUACAGGGGACCCUUACUAUCUAGAAGUAGGAAAAACACUCAUUGAAAACUUGAACAAGUAUGCAAGAGUACCUUGUGGGUUUGCUGCAAUGAAGGAUGUUCGUACAGGAAGUCAUGAAGACAGAAUGGACUCUUUCUUUCUGGCCGAGAUGUUUAAAUAUCUUUACUUGCUGUUUGCUGAUAAGGAAGACAUGAUUUUCGACAUUGAAGAUUAUAUCUUCACUACAGAAGCUCAUCUAUUACCACUUUGGCUUUCCACUACAAACCAAACCAUCUCUAAAAAAAACACAACUACAGAAUACACAGAGCUGGAUGACAGCAACUUCGACUGGACCUGUCCGAACACCCAGAUUCUUUUCCCAAAUGAUCCUAUGUUUGCUCAGAGUAUUCGUGAACCUUUGAAAAAUGUGGUGGAUAAGAGCUGUCCUAGGGGUAUUUCCAGAGCAGAAGAGAGUUUGGGAAGUGGACCAAAACCACCGUUGAGAGCCAGAGAUUUCAUGGCCAGUAAUCCUGAACACUUGGAGAUACUGAAGAAGAUGGGAGUCAGUUUGAUUCAUCUGAAAGAUGGAAGAGUACAAUUAGUCCAGCAUGCAGUGCAAGCAGCAAGUUCACUUGAUGCUGAAGAUGGUUUGCGGUUCAUGCAGGAAAUGAUUGAACUCUCCAGUCAGCAACAGAAAGAGCAACAGCUACCUCCCCGUGCUGUUCAAAUUGUUUCACAUCCAUUUUUUGGCAGGGUGGUCUUGACUGCUGGACCAGCACAAUUUGGGAUGGACUUAUCCAAACACAAAGCAGGGACAAGAGGAUUUGUUGCGACCAUUAAGCCAUAUAAUGGAUGCUCAGAGAUCACUAAUCCUGAGGCAGUGAAAGAGAAAAUUGCUCUGAUGCAAAGAGGCCAGUGUAUGUUUGCUGAAAAGGCACGAAACAUUCAAAAAGCUGGAGCAAUAGGAGGCAUUGUUAUUGAUGACAAUGAGGGAAGCAGCAGUGACACAGCUCCUCUCUUCCAAAUGGCCGGUGAUGGAAAGAAUACAGAUGAUAUCACAAUCCCCAUGCUUUUCCUCUUCAACAAGGAAGGAAACAUUAUACUGGAUGCAAUCCGGGAGUAUGAGGCUGUGGAGGUGCUCCUUUCUGAUAAAGCAAAAGACAGAGCAACAAUCUUUAAAGGUAAAAUGAUUCCAAACUACAUUAUUGAUAGCAACUUGGAAAUGGAGAAUAUGGACCAGAAAUUAUCUGAAAACGAUUCACAUAAACAGAAUUCAGAAGAAGCUACUUCAGCAUCUCAGGAUGUUGGUGCGGUCAGUGAGGAGCCUGAGGAAGGAGAAAACUCUGAUGUUACUGACCCUGAUUCUUUAUCUCCUGCUCACGCAGACAGUGACAGCGUUUCCAUUUCAAAUCAGGAUUCCUACGUCCCUGGAACCGAUGAGGCUAGUGCUCCGGAGCCAGCAUGUACGCAAGGGGAUCACCAGCCUCAGGAACAAAAGACCGAGACAGAGUCAAAUUCCAAAGUUAACUGGGAUAAUAAAGUCCAACCUAUGGAAUCCAUAUUAGCAGACUGGAAUGAAGAUAUAGAAGCAUUUGAAAUGAUGGAAAAGGAUGAGCUAUGACUUGUAAUAAUAACUUAUUUGUUAGUUAAACAAAUGGAGAACUCUUUGGGUAGAAGUGAGGCCCUGAUAUCUGAGAACCAGAAAAUAUAUUCAGUAUUGUGAUGAGCAACCAGGUUUCACCUGGGAAUUACCAUAGAAAUCCAGCACGCGUUCUGUGUAUUGUUUUAAUUUUCCCUGUUUAAAAAUGGGAACGUGCAAUUGAAGCAUUUGUCUGGCUCCACUGCACGGUGCUGUAACCCAGGAGGCUCUUCAGGGAACGAGCCCGACUUCUGCGUUCCAGGCUCCGAGAGGUCACACUCCCUUGGUGUCUGGAAAGCAAAAGUUAAAGGCAGUGGGGUUAACAUACCACGUAACGGUUAUCGAUGAGAGCACUGGAAGGCAGUAGGUCAGCCACUGUUCUGGUUGGAGCGAAGGUGCGGUUUCACUGAUCUCUACUGAGUUGAAAGCCUUCAUUGAUAGCAGCGGGUGAAAUGGUGUUUCCAGUUGUCGUGUCUUUAAGACACAGCUAGAAACAGUUUUAUUUUGUCCUGACAUAUCAUGCUGAGACAUAGUAGUGUUGCUUAUCACUCCUUCCGUCUGUUACCAUGAAGAACAACCACAAUGACAUGCGAGUUUUCCCUUCUGCUCUGCUUUCAAGUAGAGAAACUGUAUAAACCAAAAGCAACGUGUACUUUGUAAGCAGGUUCCAUCAGGGAAACUAAGACAGCCUUGCUUGUUUGGGGUCUACCAGAUGAAGGUUCACAGUGUGUUAUGAAAGUUGUGCUCGAGCUUAAGGUAAAGUGGCCAAGGUAGACGCUGAGUUACAGGUAUUUCCUUUGGCCUUCCGGGUUGAAAAACUCAAUCUACCCUGUGAUACGGAAUUUAAACUGGCAAUAUUCUCUGAAAGGACACUAAACAGAACUAGAUCAGCUAUAACAAAAUCUUCCUUUUUCUACAAAUUUGACUUCUAACAGCUUGACUUUGUUGUCGUUCUUUUUAUAUGCAACUUCUAUACGUGUGAUACUUAAGGCAAUGAGGCCAGUAGCGGUAGUGAAGUGCAACAACUUUGGCUGUUGGGUCCCUAGCUCAAAGUAGAGUGGCGUGAACUGCGAGGAUGACUGGUAUGUUACUCUGGGCUUCCGGAGUUUGUUACAGGUAAGUGUGAGUCCUAAUCUGUUAUCCCUAUUACGAAAAACAUUAUGUAAAUAAAAAUGGGGAUGUUUAAACAACCGAGAGAUGUUUUGACUGUGUCCAAAGAAACUGCCAAAAAGGAAUUAACUUGAUUUAUAUAAACUGCUUUUAGUGAAUUAUGGUUCAAAGAAUUGUUUUAUAUUAAAGAGUAAGUUAACACUGCCUAUAUGCUGCACCAGGCUAAAAAUGAAGGUUUAUAUUCAUCUUUACAAUGGAAAAAAAAAAAAAGCCCCAAUCUGAGUUGCACCUUUCAUUUAGCUGGUGAAAUGACGCGCGCUGAAUAUGCAACUGUUAAUUAGUACAGCCAUACUGUAUUUAUUUAUGUAUACUCCUGUACAGUAUGAAUGGAGAAAUCCCGGGCAAAUGUUGUAUACAUGUAUACUUAAUGACACUUGCUUUCAAGAGUAUCAAAAUGCACGGGCACCUUUUGAGAGCAUCACGGUCAAUCAGAAUAUUAUCCAUAAACUGAAUGAUAACUUUAAAUCACUAGAGUAGGCGGUAAUUUCAAGGAGGAAAUGAAGCGGUAGCAGAAUAGUGAAUAAGUGUCCUUUUGAAUAAAUCAGCUUUUAAAUGUAGUUAUAAUUCCUUUGCACAAAUAACUGUAUGGAGGUUUGGACUGAAUGAGUAGGGCUUGAAGCAGCUGGGUCUUUCAGUCGAGAAUUUUUUUUAUUUAUGUUUUUUGUUACAUGGGUUUCUUCAUGUAAGGAAUUUGAUCAUGGGAGCCUUUUAAUUGUCCCUCGUUACUUAGAGCCCCAGUCCGCACCCAAGGGACGCUGCGCUCCCUUGGUAGUACCUGGGCUCGAAGCGACGUGGCCAAGUGCAGUCAGCUCCAGGAUCAAAACCAUCAGGUGCAGAUCAAAAGUUGUCACUCUGAUAAUUCCUUUGAUCUGCCAGUGCUUAGUGCCACAAAAAGAGCAUUUUUGUUCCCGUGCUCUUCAACAUGGAGUUACAUCUUCAUCCUUGUUAGCUCUUUUGGUGGAAAUAGAAUUAUUUUUAUAGCUAUAGAGGCCCUCUGGUCAUUAGGUUAAGACAGUCAAUAUAGCGACUACAGGUUUUCCUUCACUUGCAGAAAAUUUAGGUGUAGAUGUAAAAUUUUAUUAAAAGAUUAACUUUCCUUGCCACCACCAGCUCAUUUUUAUUUAACUGCUUUUUCCACAUCUAUUGCUAAAGCAGCAGACGUU
Molecule: messenger RNA, 5204 nt
Organism: Gavia stellata (red-throated loon)
Lineage: Eukaryota; Metazoa; Chordata; Aves; Gaviiformes; Gaviidae
Gene: EDEM3
Product: ER degradation enhancing alpha-mannosidase like protein 3
Exons: 21
Coding region: 1-2853 (950 amino acids)
Biological process (GO): mannose trimming involved in glycoprotein ERAD pathway; endoplasmic reticulum mannose trimming; carbohydrate metabolic process
Cellular component (GO): membrane; endoplasmic reticulum
Molecular function (GO): mannosyl-oligosaccharide 1,2-alpha-mannosidase activity; calcium ion binding
Source: RefSeq, a predicted model, not a curated record